AUGGCAACUGAUGACGGUGGAAAUUCCGUGCGAAAGUUUAAAUUAGUCUUUCUAGGAGAACAGAGUGUUGGCAAAACAGCUCUGAUCACUCGAUUUAUGUACGAUAGUUUUGAUAAUACGUACCAGGCUACAAUUGGGAUUGAUUUUCUCUCGAAGACAAUGUAUCUCGAUGAUCGAACGAUUCGUUUACAGUUGUGGGAUACGGCGGGACAAGAAAGAUUUCGAAGUCUUAUUCCAAGCUAUAUUCGUGAUUCAUCUGCUGCAGUUGUUGUCUAUGAUGUCGCAAAUUCUCAUUCAUUUCAACAAACAUCCAAAUGGAUCGAUGAAGUCCGUGCGGAACGUGGCACCGAUGUUAUUAUAAUACUGGUGGGAAAUAAAACUGACUUAGUCGAUCGUAGACAAGUAUCCACCGAAGAUGGAGAGCUCAAAGCUAAAGAAUUAAAUGUCCUGUUCAUUGAGACCAGUGCAAAAGCAGGUUUUAAUGUUAAACAAUUAUUUCGACGAAUAGCUUCAGCUUUACCUGGCAUUGGUCCUGAUGAACCCGUAAAAGGACCAGUAAAUUUCGUGAAUAUCGAAUCGCCCAGCAAAACUGACAAACCAGCUGAUAAUAACGAAAGUUUCUGUCGUUGUUGA
Molecule: messenger RNA, 633 nt
Organism: Adineta ricciae
Lineage: Eukaryota; Metazoa; Rotifera; Eurotatoria; Adinetida; Adinetidae
Source: the annotation of a GenBank genome assembly